This is a messenger RNA of Diabrotica virgifera virgifera (western corn rootworm), 6080 nucleotides long. RefSeq names its product mucin-5AC-like. The record is from RefSeq and is a predicted model, not a curated record. Bases 97 to 5103 code for a protein of 1668 amino acids. The transcript is spliced from 2 exons. Lineage: Eukaryota; Metazoa; Arthropoda; Insecta; Coleoptera; Chrysomelidae.
AGUAUAGUAUAGUCUUAUAGUAAGUCUAGAUCAUUAAAAGAGGUAUUUCAUUCAAUCAGUGUAGAAGCUGUUUACGCUUAGAAAUAUUCUCUGAAGAUGAAGUAUUCUUUGGCAGUUCUUGUCGUAUUGGCAGGAAUAAUUGCCCAUCGAGGUUAUUCAUCACCGCUGGAUGUAACGUUACAAUCAAUGGAUACCUCACAUGACAAAACGUCUAUCUACAAGGAAUUUCCGGAUUUUGAAGACAACAUAUUUAAAAAACUGCAGCCUGAAGCAGAAUUGAAAUUUCCGUUCUUGUGGAAAUGGAAGAAAAUACAAAAAAUUAUAAAAUACCUUUCCGAUAGAUUUAGACGAACCACUAGACCACCUACAACUACAACUGCCAAGACCAUACCGACGAAGAAACCUGAUAAGGCUCCUCCGAUAAAUAGUAAUGAAAUGUCGAAUAAUAAUGAAAUGCCGGAUAAUAAUGAAAUAUCGAAUAAUCAUCCAAUGCUGAAGACUAAUGCUUAUUUUCUAAAGAAAUUUUUGGAUUUCGAGAAAAACAUCUUCGGAUUCUCUCAUCCUAACAGCCAAUUAAAAUUUCCAUUUUUGUGGGCCAAGUGGGAAAAAUUAAAAGAAAUAAUCAAAUACCUUUAUAAUAUACUUAUACCUACUCGUUCCAGUCCAUCAACUACAAAAGCAACAACUGCUAUGACCACAUCAGCUACGGAAGCUCCAUCGAAUAAAACUAAUAUGAAUAUGCCGGAAAAAAUGUACCAAUUGAUGUAUGACUCACAUAAAAACACUCCUUUUUUAAAGACAUUUUUGGGUUUUAAGAAAAAUCUGUUGAAAGACUUCAAAACUGAAGUUAAAUUGAGACACCCCGAAUUACUAGAGAAGUUUAAGGAAUUAUUAGACGUAUUAAUUACAAUUUGCAAUAAGCUUAAAUCAACCCAUCCUCCAUUAUCAACUACAACCGCAAAAACAUUCCCAACCAGAAAGGAAACAACACACUCUCCAAGAACAACGCAAACUACAAAGGUUACAACAGAAUCUACAGAACUUACCACCAAUCCACCUUAUAAUUCCACUAUGACGCAGACAGUACCACCUGAAGUUGAGACUACCACAUUAGCUACCACAAUAACAUCUACUUCAAAGGUACCAACAGAAUCUACACAAAUUACCACAAAAUUAACAAGUAGUUCCACUGUCUCUGAGGCAAGCACAAAUAAAGCUGAUACAUCGACGUUACCUAGCAGAACAACAGAAAUGACAAAGACUACAAAGAAACCAACAAAAGUUACCACAAACACACCAAAUAGUUCAUCUGCUACUAAAGGAAGCACAACUAAAGUUGAGACUACCACCUUACGUUAUAAUACAACAGAACCAACAAAAGCUACUUCACCGGUACCAGAAGAAUUUACAGAAGUUACUAUCAACUCACCAAGAAGUUCCACUACUAGUGAAACAAGUACAACUAAAAUUGAGACUACCAGCUUACGUUAUUAUACAACAGAACCAAUAACACGUGCUUCAAAGGUACCAACAGAAUCGACAGAGGUUACUACAAAGUCACCAAGUAGUUAUACCGCUACUCAGACAAGUACAACUGAAGCAUAUACCACCACAUUACCUAGUAAAACAACAGAAAUUACAAAACCUACAACAAAACCUACAGAAGUUACUACAAACUCACCAAGUAGUUUCACUACUACUGAGACAAGUACAACUAAAGUUGAGACUACUACCUUGCCUUAUAAAACAACAAAAUCAACAACAGGUGCUUCAAAGGUACCAACAGAAACUACAGAAAUUACUACAAAGUCACCAAGUAAUGUCACUGCUACACAGACAAGUACAACUGAAGCCCAUGCCACCACAUUACCUACUAAAACAACAGAAAUUACAGACGCUACAACGAAACCUACAAAAGUUACCACAAACUCACCAACUAGUUCCACUGCUACUGAGACAAGUACAACUAAAGUUGAAACUACUACCUUACCUUAUAAAGCAACAGAACCAACAACAGGUACUUCAAAGGUACCAACAAAAUCUACAGAAGUUACUGCAAAGUCACCAAGUAAUGCCACCGCUACUCAGACAAGUUUAACUGAAAACGAUACCACCACAUUACCUAGUAAAACAACAGAAAUUGCAAAGACUACAACGAAACCUACAGAAGUUACCACAAACUCACCAAGUAGUUCCACUGCUACUGAGACAAGUACAACUAAAGUUGAGACUACUACCUUGCCUUAUGAAACGACAGAGCCAACAACAGAUACUUCAACGAUACCAGUGGAAUCUACAGAAGUUACUACGAACCCACCAAAUAAUUCCACUGCUAGUGAGAUCAGUACAACUAAAGUUGAGAAUACUACCUUUCCUUAUAAAACAACAGAACCAACAACACGUACUUCAAAGGUACCAACAGAAUCUACAGAAGUUACUACAAAGUCACCAAGUAAUGCCACUGCUACUCAGGCAAGUACAACUGAAGCCGAUACCACCAGAGUGCCUAGUAAAACAACAGAGUUUUCAAAGGCUACAACGAAACCAACAGAAGUUACCACAAACUCACCAAGUAGUUCCACUGCUACUCAGACAAGUACAACUGAAGCCGAUACCACUACAUUACCUAGUAAAACAACAGAAAUUACAAAGCCUACGACGAAACCUACAGAAGUUACUACAAACUCACCAAGUAGUUCCACUGCUACUCACACAAGUACAACGGAAGCCGAUACCACCACAUUACCUAGUAAACCAACAGAAAUUACAAAGCCUACUACGAAACCUACAGAAGCUACUACAAAUUCACCAAGUAGCUCCACUGCUACUCAGACAAGUACCACUGAAGCCGAUACAACCACUUUAUCUAGUAAAAUAACAGAAAUUACAAAGGUUACAACGAAACAAACAGACUUUUCCACAAUCUCACCAAAUAGUUCCACUGCUAGUAAAGGAAGCACAACUGAAGUUGAGACUACUACAUUAAGUUCUAAUACAACAGAAACAAUAGUAGCUACUUCACCGGUACCAGUAGAAUCUACAGAAGUUACCACAAUCUCACCAAGUAGUUCCACUGCUACUCAGACAAGUACAACUGAAGCUGAUACCACCACAUUACCUAGCAAACCAACAGAAAUUACAAAGAUUACGACGAAACCUACAGAAGCUACUACAAACUUACCAAGUAGUUCCACUGCUACUCAGACAAGUACAACUGAAGCCGAUACCACCACAUUACCUAGUAAACCAACAGAAAUUACAAAGCCUACGACGAAACCUACAGAAGCUACUACAAAUUCACCAAAUAGUUCCACUGCGAGUAAAAGAAGCACAACUGAAGUUGAGACUACUACAUUAAGUUAUAAUACAACAGAACCUACAAUAGCUACUUCACCGGUACCAGUAGAAUCUACAGAAGUUACCACAAACUCACCAAGUAGUUCCACUGCUACUCAGACAAGUACAACUGAAGCCGAUACCACCAUGUUACCUAGUAAAACAACAGAAAUUACAAAGCCUACAACGAAACCUACAGAAGUUUCUACAAAGUCACCAAGUAGUUCCGCUGCUACUGAGACAAGUACAACUAGAAUUGAAACCACCACAUUGCGUAAAGAAACAACAGAACCAACAACACGUACUUCAAAGGUACCAACAGAAUCUACAGAAGUUACUACAAACUCACCAAGUACUUCCACUGCUACUCAGACAAGUACAACUGAAGCCGAUACCACCACAUUACCUAGUAAACCAACAGAAAUUACAAAGCCUACGACGAAACCUACAGAAGCUACUACAAAUUCACCAAAUAGUUCCACUGCGAGUAAAAGAAGCACAACUGAAGUUGAGACUACUACAUUAAGUUAUAAUACAACAGAACCUACAAUAGCUACUUCACCGCUACCAGUAGAAUCUACAGAAGUUACCACAAACUCACCAAGUAGUUCCACUGCUACUCAGACAAGUACAACUGAAGCCGAUACCACCACAUUACCUAGUAAACCAACAGAAAUUACAAAGCCUACGACGAAACCUACAGAAGCUACUACAAAUUCACCAAAUAGUUCCACUGCGAGUAAAAGAAGCACAACUGAAGUUGAGACUACUACAUUAAGUUAUAAUACAACAGAACCUACAAUAGCUACUUCAUCGGUACCAGUAGAAUCUACAGAAGUUACCACAAACUCACCAAGUCGUUCCACUGCUACUCAGACAAGUACAACUGAAGCCGAUACCACCACGUUACCUAGUAAAACAACAGAAAUUACAAACCCUACAACGAAACCUACAGAAGUUUCUACAAAGUCACCAAGUAGUUCCGCUGCUACUGAGACAAGUACAACUAGAAUUGAAACCACCACAUUGCGUAAAGAAACAACAGAACCAACAACACGUACUUCAAAGGUACCAACAGAAUCUACAGAAGUUACUACAAACUCACCAAGUACUUCCACUGCUACUCAGACAAGUGAAGCUGAUACCACCACAUUACCUAGUAAAACAACAGAAAUUACAAAGGCUACAACGAAACCAACAGACGUUACCACAAACUCACCAAAUAGUUCCAGUGGUAGUAAAGGAAGCACAACUGAAGUUGAGACUACUACAUUAAGUUAUAAUACAACAGAAACAAUAGUAGCUACUUCACCGGUACCAGUAGAAUCUACAGAAGUUACCACAAACUCACCGAGUAGUUCCACUGCUACUGAGACAAGUCCAACUGAAGCCGAUACCACCACAUUACCUAGUAAAACAACAAAAAUUACAAAGCCUACAACGAAACCUACAGAAGUUACUACAAACUCACCAAGUAGUUCCACUGUUAUUCAGACAAGUACACCAGAAGCCGAUAAUGAUGAAGUUAAGACUACUACGUUACGUUAUACAACAAAACCAACAAUAGCUACUUCACCGUUACCAGUAGCAUCUACAGAAGUUACCACAAACUUACCAACUACAGGAUCGCCCAAUGAUUGUGUAAACAUAAUUAUUGAAGGGAUUAAGUGUUUCUUGAAGUUGCUAUGUAAAAUUAUUAACUUUGUUCUAAAUCGAUUAUUUCCACCGCUAAAGUUGCUUUCUACAGUUAAGUACAGUUCUUUUUAGGUUUAAUAUAGACAAUCAAAUUAGUGUCACAUCUGAUGCAAGUUUUUGUAACGUUUUAAGUCAAAACAAACCGAAAGUCUUAUGAUGUCUUAUGAUGCCAUGAGUCCCAUGGCAGUUCAUCUCAGAUUCUCGUCAUCCAUUUAAUAUUGUAUGCCUGGAUCCCGCGUACCAAAAAAAAGUUGAUUAGUAGCAAGCUGAAAAUUUGUUAAUAGCUUAACAGUGUCUGGUGGGACAAACUUUGAUGUAUAAGAUCACAGGAACAGGGGAAGUUUUAAUUGUGGAACAGGUUAAAAAUUUGAAACGUCAGACUACGAAAACGUCUCAUGUAUUUUGUCGGACAGAACUGCCAAUUGAUUUUUUCAUUUUUUUUUAUUAAACUCUCAUGCAAAAAUCAGACUGGUAUUUAUCAUUAACUGGACAUUUUAAUAAGUCCGACACGUAGAAGAUGUCAAAUGACAGGAAUUAUAACAGGUGAUAAAUAGCAGUCUGAUUUUUACAUGAGACUUUAAUGAAAGGUAACGAAUCGAUUUGCAGUUCGGUUCGACAAAAUACAUGGGACGUUUUGGUAGUCUGAUGUUCCAAAUUUUUAACCUGUUCCACAAUUAAAACUUCCCCUGUUCCAGUGUUUCCGUACAUCAAAGUUUGUCUGACUAGACACCGUCAAGUUAACUUUUUUUUGGUACACGGGAUCCAGGCCUAGAUUGCUUUAAUUGAACUUUAUGUGAAAAUUAGGCUCAGGGAUAGCUGAUAGGUAUCUCGAAAAUGUCAAAAAAAUUUAAAAACGUUAACAUAGGAAAUCGUUCAUUUUUAUUUAAAAAAAAUUGUUGCUUUGUUGGAAUAUCGUUUCAAAUAAAUGUGCAACAGGAUUUGGUAUAAACUGUUUUGGGAAUAACGGUACUUUUUACGUCGUUUUUUAGGAUUCAUUUUUUUUAUAACAAUCCAAUAAAAAUGUUUAAAAAAAUCAAUAAAAUUAUUUG